CGUAGGGCCAUCUAUGGGGAAACAGGGUCACCUAAUAUGGCAUUUCUGCGCUUCAGUAUUGUGAGCAAACUCUCUUUGAAGAAAAAAGGCUCGCUUGCCUUGAAACUGCUAUGUUUUACACUUCUUGUGAUUGUCUUCUGUGAAUUUUUAAUUUAUUACGUAGUUAUAAUUCAGUGUCACUGGCCACAAGUGAAAACUGAGACUCCAGAGGGCAGUGAACAGACUUCAGAGUCGGUCUUGAAGGCUGUGUUUUUAUCAGAUACUCAUUUGCUUGGUGAAAUCCAAGGACAUUGGUUGGACAAGCUAAGAAGAGAAUGGCAAAUGGAAAGAGCCUUCCAAACUGCCCUAUGGCUGCUGCAGCCGGAAGUGGUUUUUAUUCUAGGUGAUAUCUUUGAUGAAGGGAAAUGGAGCUCUUCUCAGGCUUGGUCAGAUGACGUCAGACGCUUUCAGAACAUGUUUAGGCAUCCAGCCCACACUGAGCUAAUUGUGAUUGUGGGCAACCAUGACAUUGGCUUUCAUUAUGAAAUGACUGCAUUCAAGUUAAAGCGCUUUUCACAAGUUUUCAACUUCACCUCAGAAAAGCUGGUAACUCGGAAAGGGAUAAAUUUUGUCCUGGUGAACAGUGUUGCAAUGGAGGGAGACGGCUGCAAAAUCUGCAGGACUGCAGAGGCAAAGCUUGCGAAGCUCUCUUACAGACUGAACUGCUCAUUGCUGGAGCAAAGUCAGGACCAAAAGAAGUGCAGCAGUGUGGACAAACUUCCACCUUCAUCCCCGAUACUAUUACAGCAUUAUCCUCUUUACAGAAGAAGUGACUCUCAAUGUACAGGAGAUGAUGCUGCUCCUCUUGAUAAAAGGUACGACCCUUUCACAGAGAAGUAUGAUGUGCUUUCUGAGGAAGCUUCCCAAAAGUUGUUAUGGUGGUUUCAGCCUCGGCUGAUUCUGAGUGGUCACACCCAUAGCGCCUGUGAAGUGUUGCAUAAUGGGAAAAUUCCAGAAAUCAGCGUUCCGUCAUUCAGCUGGAGAAACAGAAACAAUCCUAGUUUCAUCAUGGGCAGCAUGACAUCGACAGACUUCUCCCUCUACAAGUGCUUCCUUCCAUUUGAGAACACAGUUGUUGCUAUCUACUGUGCAGCAGGAGCUGUGCUUGUGCUCCUCAUAAUGGCUCACUUUCAGCCUCUCCUUGCCUUCCCUUUUCUGUAUGUUCAGCGUUUAAUCACUAAGCAUAAAGCAGUAUGAAGAGCUGGACGUUUGUAAUCGGUCACUGACACACCAAAGCUAAAGAACAGUCCAUCAGACUACAUUCAUGCCAGCAAAUGCGUACUUGAAUUGCUAGCCCAAAGGCAGGGUUGCCUUUACACACAGAAAGUCCUAUACAGUUGAUAUGACUUUUUUUUCUCUCUACAGGAUUAAAUUAACUGAAUGCUUCAUGCUGUACAAAAAUAUUGUAUUCUACAAUCAAAUGAGUCAUUUUUCCUUGCUAAAGUUUUGUAUCAAACAUGUAUAUUAAAAGUUUUAAACUGUACACUAGAUGUCUACAAGCCUCCUCUUGUGUCUGCACUAGAGUGUCCUAUGCUGCUAGAGGCUUAGUCUUUCUAACUGGAAACAAUUCUAAAGUGUUAUUGCUGCGUGACCAUCUAAUGUGGUACUUCUUUUCCUUGAUGUCAGCAAUACAAGAUGUAGAGUUAUUUUACAGUAAGAUGUUACAAACAAAAGGCUCUUGUUUGGGAGAAGUAACUUACUGGCCUCAGAUGAGUCACCUUGCUUAUGUUCAAUGUAAAGUAGUUUUAGAUGGUAUUUGUGUGUUGUCUACUUGACAAUAAUUCAAAACCCCUGGCUAGCUGGCUUGCAAACUAAUGGCAAACCAAGCAGAAAAGUGAGGAUAAGCCGUUUGAGCUAUCUCAAUA
Messenger RNA from Euleptes europaea (tarantolino), 1904 nucleotides. It is a transcript of the gene MPPE1, whose product is annotated as metallophosphoesterase 1. Gene Ontology annotation, cellular component: endoplasmic reticulum-Golgi intermediate compartment. The record is from RefSeq and is a predicted model, not a curated record. Bases 37 to 1236 code for a protein of 399 amino acids. NCBI's taxonomy places the organism in Eukaryota, Metazoa, Chordata, Lepidosauria, Squamata, Sphaerodactylidae. The transcript is spliced from 9 exons. Gene Ontology annotation, molecular function: phosphoric diester hydrolase activity. Gene Ontology annotation, biological process: endoplasmic reticulum to Golgi vesicle-mediated transport; GPI anchor biosynthetic process.